UGCUAAUAUAAAGGAGUCUCGGAAGAGUUUAGGGCUCUGGUUUCCAAGAAAGUGUUCAACUUUUGAGAGAGGAAGGUAACGACGCCCCCAAAGCCUAUGUCUUUGGAAAGCUCCUCCGCAAAUACCACCAUUACCAGAUCAGUGCAGACGCUGACAAGUGUAUUUCUGUAAUGGGCAUCUCCGACGACAGCCCUCAAUCUACUCCUGCUCCUCCCACCAGCUUCUCCAACCCCUUUACCACCCGCAUAUUCUCCGAUGUUGCGGGAGAUAUCACAAUUGUUGUGGAUGGAGAGCCUUUUCUACUCCACAAGAAUAUUGCAGUUUCCUCUGGUGGCUCGUUGUGGAAAGAUCAGGAAAAUGGCGGCAGAGAUGAAGGACUCCUCAAAGCUGUCGCAUACAGAGCUCCGAGACUUCCCAGGCGGCCUAAGACGUUCGAACUCGCCAUGAAGUUCUGCUACGGCAUCAACUUCGAGAUCACCGUCUCCAACGUGGUUGCUCUCCGCUGCGCAGCCGGUUACCUGGAGAUGACAGAGGACUACAAGGAAGAGAACCUGAUCGCACGGGCCGAGACUUACCUCGAGCAGGUCGCAUUUCGCAGCCUGGACAAGUCCGUGGAAGUCCUCUGCUCCUGCGAGACGCUUCACCCUCAGGACAUUGCUGAAAGGUGCGUGGAGGCCAUCGCUGUAAAUGCUUGCAGAGAACAAUUAGUGUUGGGGCUAUCACGGCUGAACCGAGGCAGUGAAUCAGCGGAGCUCAAGAGAGGAGACUGUCCUGAGUGGUGGAUCCAAGACCUCUCUGCUCUGAGGAUUGACUAUUACGCCCGAGUUGUCUCCGCCAUGGCCAGAACAGGGCUGCGCUCAGAGAGCAUCAUCACGUCUCUGAUGCAUUACGCCCAAGAAUCGCUCAAGGGUAUGCGAAACUGCCAGGAGCGGACCAAGCUCGACUCGGGUACAAUCCAGAACGAGCAGAGGAACGUCGUUGAAGCCAUCGUUAGCCUUUUCCCUAAUGACAAAGUCCCUUUGAGUUUCCUCUUUGGAAUGUUGAGGGUUGGGAUUACCAUAGACGUAGCCAUCUCUUGCAGGCUCGAGCUCGAGCGGAGAAUCGCUCAGCAUCUGGAAACAGUCUCGCUUGAUGAUCUUCUAAUACCUGUCGUCCAAAGCGGGGAUGAUUCCAUGUACGAUGUGGACACUGUCCAUAGGAUACUCGUCUGCUUCUUGAAGAGGAUCGAGGAGGAGGAAGAGUAUGACGAAGAUGAGUGCUGUUGCGAGAACGAGACCGAGAGUCUGAUUGGUUCCACCUGCCACGGCUCAUUACUAAAAGUGGGUCGGAUCAUGGAUGCGUAUUUGGCGGAGAUCGCACCAGACCCGUGCCUGAGUCUGCACAGGUUCACUGCCUUGAUGGAGAUAUUGCCCGAUUAUGCGCGUGUCAUGGAUGAUGGGCUCUACAGAGCCAUUGAUAUGUUUCUAAAGGGGCAUCCGUCGCUGACGGAACAAGAAUGCAAGAGUCUCUGCAAAUUCAUAGACACUGAGAAACUUUCACAAGAAGCAUGCAGCCACGCGGCUCAGAACGAUCGGCUACCGGUGCAGAUGGUGGUUCGAGUCCUCUACUCAGAACAGCUGCGUCUCAAGAAGGUUAUGUCCGGAGAGUCCGGGGAAGGGAUAUUGUUGUCGUCACAGAAACUCAGUAACGGAGCAGUGUCUCCGCGUGACACUUAUGCAUCGCUAAGGAGGGAGAACAGAGAGUUGAAGCUGGAGAUCUCGAGGGUGAGAGUGAGGCUGAGCGAGUUAGAGAAGGAGCAGGUUUUGAUGAAACAGGGAUGAUGGACAAGUCGGGUCAUAGUGGAACAUUGCUGACCUCGCUUUCCAAAGGUAUUGGGAGGAUUUCGAUAUUUGGUGGAGAAGAGAAGCGGCGGAAGGCUAGCCGCAAAUCCAGGUCCAGGUUGGAGAGCAAAACCGGUAGGAGCGGAACAGAGUCUAUGUUUUAGGUAGCACGUAAAUUCCACCAUGUUUUCUCAACAAAACCGGAUGGUUCUUGAGUGUAUAUCUCGUGACGAUUCUUGCAAGUAUUGGAUUGCGAUUUCUCAAUAAUAAUAUUUUAGAGGAAAGAGAGAGCUUAUGGUCCUUAGCCGCAGAGUCUUUCAACGUCGUCCUGUGCUUGAAGCUACUUGAUCCUGCUUGCAUUCAGAGACAGAGUAGUCGCUGCAACCAAAAGUGGAAUGGACUUGAAGCAAAGCCCG
Thlaspi arvense is the source of this 2236-nucleotide messenger RNA. NCBI's taxonomy places the organism in Eukaryota, Viridiplantae, Streptophyta, Magnoliopsida, Brassicales, Brassicaceae. The record is from the annotation of a GenBank genome assembly.